This is a messenger RNA of Canis lupus familiaris (dog), 1766 nucleotides long. RefSeq names its product 14-3-3 protein zeta/delta-like. Gene Ontology annotation, cellular component: cytoplasm. NCBI's taxonomy places the organism in Eukaryota, Metazoa, Chordata, Mammalia, Carnivora, Canidae. The record is from RefSeq and is a predicted model, not a curated record. The transcript has a single exon. Gene Ontology annotation, biological process: signal transduction. The coding region runs from base 54 to 728 and encodes 224 amino acids.
AUGAGCUGGUGCAGAAGGCCAAACUGGCCGAGCAGGCUGAGCGAUAUGAUGACAUGGCAGCCUGCAUGAAGUCCGUAACUGAGCAAGGAGCUGAAUUAUCCAAUGAGGAGAGGAAUCUUCUCUCAGUUGCUUAUAAAAAUGUUGUAGGAGCCCGUAGGUCAUCUUGGAGGGUCGUCUCAAGUAUUGAGCAAAAGACGGAAGGUGCUGAGAAAAAACAGCAGAUGGCUCGAGAAUACAGAGAGAAAAUUGAGACCGAGCUAAGAGAUAUCUGCAAUGAUGUACUGUCUCUUUUGGAAAAGUUUUUGAUCCCCAAUGCUUCACAAGCAGAGAGCAAAGUCUUCUGUUUGAAAAUGAAGGGAGACUACUACCGUUACUUGGCCGAAGUUGCUGCUGGUGAUGACAAGAAAGGGAUUGUGGAUCAGUCACAACAAGCAAACCAAGAAGCUUUUGAAAUCAGCAAAAAGGAAAUGCAACCAACACAUCCUAUCAGAUUGGGUCUGGCCCUUAACUUCUCUGUGUUCUAUUACGAAAUUCUCAACUCCCCGGAGAAAGCCUGCUCUCUUGCAAAGACAGCUUUUGAUGAAGCCAUUGCUGAACUUGAUACAUUAAGUGAAGAGUCAUACAAAGACAGCACGCUAAUAAUGCAAUUACUGAGAGACAACUUGACAUUGUGGACAUCGGAUACCCAAGGAGAUGAAGCUGAAGCAGGAGAAGGAGGGGAAAAUUAACCGGCCUUCCAACUUUUGUCUGCCUCAUUCUAAAAUUUACACAGUAGACCAUUUGUCAUUCAUGCUGUCCCACAAAUAGUUUUUUUUGUUUACGAUUUAUGACAGGUUUAUGUUACUUCUAUUUGAAUUUCUAUAUUUCCCAUGUGGUUUUUAUGUUGAAUAUUAGGGGAGUAGAGCCAGUUAACAUUUAGGGAGUUAUCUGUUUUCAUCUUGAGGUGGCCAAUAUGGGGAUGUGGAAUUUUUAUACUAGUUAUAAAUGUUUGGCAUAGUACUUUUGGUACAUUGUGGCUUCACAAGGGCCAGUGUUAAAACUGCUUCCAUGUCUAAGCAAAGAAAACUGCCUACAUAUUGGUUUGUCCUGGUGGGGAGUAAAAGGGAUAAUUGGUUCCAGAUACAGGUGUAGUUAUUGUGGAUACUUUAAGGUUUAGAGCACUUACAAGGCUGUAGUAGAAAUGGGUAUCCCAUAGAUACUACAUGUGAACCACAAGUAUCUGUGGAAUACUCAUUCUCAAUGUGCACACCUUUGACUACAGUUUCAGAAGUGUUCCUUUAGUUGUGACCCAAUUUACUCUGGAUAAGGGCAGAAACGGUUCACAUUCCAUUAUUUGUAAAGUUACCUGCUGUUUGCUUUCAUUAUUUUUGCUACACUCCUUUUAUUUGUAUUUAAAUGUUUUAGACAACCUAAGAACAAAUGUACAAGUAAAGAUGCAGUAAAAAUGAAUUGCUUGAUAUCCAUUACUUUAUGUAUAUCAAGCAUAGCAGCAAAACAAAAAUCCCAUGUAUUUAACUUUUUUUUUUUUUAGGGUUUUUUUUUGUUUGUUUUGUUUUGGUUUUUUGCUUUUGUGAUUUUUUUUUUUUUUGAUACUUGCCUAACAUGCAUGUGCUGUAAAAAUAGUUAACAGGGAAAUAACUUGAGAUGAUGGCUAGCUUUGUUUAAUGUCUUAUGAAAUUUUCAUGAACAAUCCAAGCAUAAUUGUUAAGAACACGUGUAUUAAGUUCAUGUAAGUGGAAUAAAAGUUUUAUGAAUGGACUUUUCAA